CUUCACUCUUCUCAUUCAACUCAGCCACUUCACAGUCAUCUACUUCCAGAAACACCAGAAUGCAAAUCACCACGAUUAUCGCCACUGCCAUCCUGGCUGCGGGAGAGGUAGCUGCUGGCAUUAACUGCAACGGCAGCGGCAACUGCGGCACAAGCGGUGCUUGGCUUACCGAUAUAAUCAGCAUGGCCAAUUAUAUCGACCUAGGUCGCUGGUAUCAGAAUGGGGAGCAUAUUGUAUGUGCUGCCAACCUCUGUGCAUUCCUGCAAAACACUGGUGGCAUGCCUGGUUCAAAGAUCAGUGAGCUCCUCUGGGAUCUGAAGGAUCACGGUUGCGCGAGAUGCGGCAGUAUUCCGGUCUUUUUUCCGAGCGGUGACAACAGUGACAGCAGCCACGGCAUUCUCACUGUUAAUUAUGUCACCAAGCCUAAGUGCAACUGGGGUGCUUGCCCAAAAUAAAGUGGACGGGGUAGUUUAAGUGUUGUCACGGGCGGUCAGGGACUCUGGGGCUGGCGGGGAGCUCUUAGGGGAUAAAAAGGGGAGAUUAGAGCCAUCACAGUGGAAGGGCAUCGUGUUUUUUUUUCAUCAGGGAUUCUUCCUAGAAGUCAAAGAGGCCGGAAGGGCUCGAGACAGCUAGAAAGUCUAUUAAUUUGUUGCCUUUAUUUUCGAGAGACUUAUUUGAGUCUAUUUUAACCGACGCUAUAAUCCUUAUCUAACCUCCGUCUUCAACAUCCCUUAGAUAUCGGGCUGCCGGAGGCCAUAUUGAAGACUUGCCAACAGACCUUUUGCGACCGACCCGAUAUUCUAUCUCAUUAGAAGCUUCCCUAUCAGAAGACAUGAGCCU
Molecule: messenger RNA, 840 nt
Organism: Ilyonectria robusta
Lineage: Eukaryota; Fungi; Ascomycota; Sordariomycetes; Hypocreales; Nectriaceae
Product: killer toxin
Exons: 2
Coding region: 60-455 (131 amino acids)
Cellular component (GO): extracellular region
Source: RefSeq, a predicted model, not a curated record